Molecule: messenger RNA, 2222 nt
Organism: Polypterus senegalus (gray bichir)
Lineage: Eukaryota; Metazoa; Chordata; Cladistia; Polypteriformes; Polypteridae
Gene: mmp24
Product: matrix metallopeptidase 24
Exons: 9
Coding region: 135-1952 (605 amino acids)
Biological process (GO): collagen catabolic process; extracellular matrix organization; proteolysis
Cellular component (GO): extracellular matrix
Molecular function (GO): zinc ion binding; metalloendopeptidase activity
Source: RefSeq, a predicted model, not a curated record
GGUUGAUCUGCAGUGGAAAUAAAGGAGAGGAAAAAAGAAGAAAAGCAGGGAGUACUGGAACAUCUUUGUGUCGGGGAUAAAGACGGAAUCUCAGCGUGGAGGAAGCUGACAGCGAACGCUGUCGUGGCGGGAGCAUGGCAGGGACAGGGGCGAAGCGGAGGAGAGCGGGGCUGCCAGGCUUCUGUUGGAAGACGUGUUAUUUUCACAUUCUCUUCUGGGUAGUCUCCGUCUGUGGAGAGGAGAGGACCUUCAUAGUAGAGACAUGGCUGAAAAACUACGGUUACCUUCUUCCACAUGACAUCCGGACAUCGGAUCUGCGCUCAGAGAAAGCCAUGCAGUCUGCUGUUGCUGCUAUGCAGCGCUUCUAUGGGAUACCUGUCACAGGGGUGCUUGACCAGACAACGAUAGAAUGGAUGAGAAAACCUCGAUGUGGAGUGCCUGACCUUCCUCGGAUAAGCCGAAGACGAAGAAAUAAACGCUAUGCUCUGACUGGUCAGAAAUGGAAACAGAAACACAUCACAUACAGCAUACACAACUACACACCCAAAGUGGGGGAACUGGACACCAGGAAAGCAAUCCGACAGGCAUUUGAUGUGUGGCAAAAAGUGACACCACUGACAUUUGAAGAGAUACCCUACCAUGAAAUUAAAAGUGAGAGGAAGGAAGCUGACAUCAUGAUCUUCUUUGCAUCAGGAUUUCAUGGAGACAGCUCUCCAUUUGAUGGUGAAGGGGGGUUUCUGGCUCAUGCCUAUUUUCCAGGCCCAGGAAUUGGUGGAGACACACAUUUUGAUUCUGAUGAGCCAUGGACGCUGGGAAAUACAAACCAUGAUGGUAAUGACCUGUUUCUGGUGGCAGUGCAUGAACUAGGCCAUGCACUUGGGCUGGAGCACUCCAAUGACCCCAGCGCUAUCAUGGCCCCCUUCUAUCAGUACAUGGACACUCAUAACUUCAAACUUCCCCAAGAUGAUCUACAGGGUAUCCAGAAGAUAUAUGGACCCCCGGCUGAGAUGUCAGAACCAACCAGGCCACUGCCUACAAUUCCAGUGCGGCGUCCACACUCAACCUCAGAGAGGAAGCAUGAUCGACAGUCUAGGCCUCCUCGACCUCCAUCUGGUGACAGACCCUCUUCACCUGGCAUUAAACCCAAUAUCUGCGAUGGAAACUUCAACACAGUCGCCUUGUUCAGAGGAGAGAUGUUUGUAUUCAAGGACCGCUGGUUCUGGCGCUUACGCAACAAUAAAGUGCAAGAAGGAUACCCCAUGCAGAUUGAGCAAUUUUGGAAAGGCCUACCUGCUAGGAUUGAUGCAGCCUAUGAAAGAUCAGAUGGAAAAUUUGUUUUCUUCAAAGGUGAUAAGUACUGGGUGUUCAAAGAGGUUACAGCAGAGCCUGGAUACCCCCAUAGCCUAGUGGAACUUGGCAGCUGUCUGCCCCGUGAGGGUAUCGAUACAGCCCUGCGCUGGGAACCUGUUGGAAAAACCUACUUCUUCAAGGGUGACAGGUACUGGAGAUACAACGAAGAGAAAAGAGCUGCUGACCCAGGAUACCCAAAACCCAUCACCAUCUGGAAAGGGAUCCCAGACUCUCCCCAGGGAGCAUUUGUCAGCAAGGAAGGAUUUUACACCUAUUUCUACAAAGGAAAGGAAUAUUGGAAGUUUGACAACCAGAAACUGAGUGUGGAAUCUGGAUACCCACGAUCAAUCCUAAAAGACUGGAUGGGAUGUGACCAAUCUGAGGUGGAGAAAAACAAAGACAGGCACCUGCCCCAUGAUGAUGUGGACAUCAUGGUAACCAUCAAUGACGUUCCCAGCACAGUCAAUGCCAUUGCUGUUGUCAUCCCCUGCAUUCUGUCACUCUGCAUUCUUGUCCUUGUUUACACCAUCUUCCAAUUCAAAAACAAAGGAGUGCAGCAGAAUAUCACUUACUACAAAAGGCCAGUCCAGGAGUGGGUAUGACAUACUUGGAUCUUGACUCCUUUCCUUUUUUAAAUAGUUUAUAAUGAGGGCUAAUAUGCAAAAGGUGUCACAGUUUCAUGAAUAUGCUCCUUUUGCUGUGCAGCAUUGGGUUAAGGACUUUGAAGCCUGCAGGGGAUCCUUAUGAAAAUAGUUUCAGCUGCAGAACUCAAGAUGAAAUGCCUGCUAAGGGUGGGGGGCAUUCACAGAAUCUAGAAAGCAGUGAAAGCCCCUUUUUUCCUUCUUUUACUGCCUUGUCACUGUUGGUUUUUU